AUGACAUGUUCGCUGUGGGGACACCAUAUCAAUGAAUUUACGUCAUAUGUCAGCACUUACGAUAGACCUCCAACUGUGGUGAUUCUUCAAAUGUGUCGUGCAAAGAUAGGGGAGAGUUAUCGUGGGAAUAUUGUAACAAUCGCAACUUCAUACAAUGCCACGAGGGUAGAGACUGGUGUUCUUGUGCCGCAGAUCCAAGCCUAUAAAGAUAGGCUUUCAAGUAUGGAAGGAGAACUUGAGGAAUUGGCGGCUGGAAAUAUUGAUGUUAGGACUCUUGACUAUUUUGUUGAUGGAAAAAUGAUUGGAGAGCAUUGGGUAUGCGCAAAAGUGAGAAAUAUAUCACAAAAUUGGUGGUACAUCUCAUGCCUAAAGUGUCCAAAGAAGGUCUAA
This is a messenger RNA of Striga asiatica, 390 nucleotides long. Lineage: Eukaryota; Viridiplantae; Streptophyta; Magnoliopsida; Lamiales; Orobanchaceae. The record is from the annotation of a GenBank genome assembly.